Messenger RNA from Rhineura floridana, 2994 nucleotides. RefSeq names its product cytochrome P450 26C1. Bases 1 to 1815 code for a protein of 604 amino acids. The record is from RefSeq and is a predicted model, not a curated record. NCBI's taxonomy places the organism in Eukaryota, Metazoa, Chordata, Lepidosauria, Squamata, Rhineuridae. The transcript has 6 exons. Gene Ontology annotation, molecular function: heme binding; oxidoreductase activity, acting on paired donors, with incorporation or reduction of molecular oxygen; iron ion binding. Gene Ontology annotation, biological process: sterol metabolic process.
AUGCUGCCGGCGGCGGAUUGGGCGGCCGCGCUCUCCUGGUUGGAGGCUGCGCUGGCCGCCUCCCUGGCGCUGGGCUUCCUGCUGCUCCUGGCGCGGCACCUGUGGGGGCUCCGCUGGCGCCUGAGCCGAGACCGCUCCAGCGCCCUGCCUCUGCCCAAGGGCUCCAUGGGCUGGCCCUUCUUCGGGGAGACGCUGCACUGGCUGGUCCAGGGUUCCAGCUUCCACAGCUCGCGGCGGCACAGAUACGGCGCCGUGUUCAAGACUCACCUGCUGGGCAAGCCGGUGAUCCGCGUGAGCGGCGCCGAAAACGUGCGCAAGAUCCUACUGGGUGAACACAGCCUGGUGAGCGCCCAGUGGCCGCUCAGCACCCAGAUCUUGCUGGGCUCGCACACCCUCCUGAACGCCAGCGCCGACACGCACCGCCAGCGCAGGAAGAUCUUGGCAAGAGUCUUCAGCCGAACCGCCCUGGAGAGUUACCUGCCCCGCAUCCAGAAGGUCGUGAGCUGGGAGCUGCGGAGCUGGUGCCAGCAGCCAGGCCCCAUCACGGUCUAUUCUUCCGCAAAGACCUUGACCUUCCGCAUCGCCACUCGGAUCCUGCUGGGGCUCAGCCUGGAGGAGAAGCAGUUCCAGGAGCUGGCCGGCACCUUUGAGCAGCUGGUGGAGAAUCUCUUUUCUUUGCCGCUCAACAUCCCCUUCGGCGGGCUGCGGAAGGGAAUAAAGGCCCGGGAUCUGUUACACGACUAUAUGGAGAAAGCCAUCUUGGAGAAACUGAAGCAGAAGGAUUCUGCAGCUCACAGUGAUGCUCUAGAUUUCAUCAUCAACAGUGCCAAGGAGCAUGGCAAAGAAUUCACCAUGCAGGAGUUGAAGGAGUCUGCCAUUGAGCUGAUAUUUGCUGCAUUCUUCACCACUGCCAGUGCUACUACUUCCAUGAUCCUUCUCUUGCUGAAACACCCUUUGGUCAUAAAAAAGAUCCAGCAGGAGCUUGCAUCCCAUGACUUCACUGGGCAUUGCCUUGCUGCAGAAGAUUCUCUGACAAACUGUCACUCUUUCACAGAGGCUCUGGUCAUCCAUGGAAAAGAGAGCAAAGACGGGGAUUCCAAGAUGCCUCUUCCACCCAAGUUGGAAGCAGAACAAGGCAGAGGGACAAAGAGGGAAGAGAGAGGCCCUAAAUUGGGUCCCAUUGCUAGAGUAACCCAAGGAACCUUCCAUGGGACUACAAACUGCCCUUGCUCAGUGUCCAAACAAGAAGAGGCAGGUAAAGUUCAUGGCAGCCUGGAAGGACAUGAGUGUUAUUGCCAGUCUUACCUGACCCUGGAGAAGAUGAGCCGCCUGCGCUACUUGGAUUGUGUCAUCAAGGAAGUGCUGCGCUUGCUGCCCCCAGUAUCUGGAGGCUACCGAACAGCCUUACAAACCUUUGAAUUGGAUGGCUGCCAGAUUCCCAAGGGCUGGAGUGUGAUGUACAGUAUUCGGGAUACGCAUGAGACUGCCAGCAUCUAUCAGAGUCCCCCAGACAUCUUUGAUCCAGAGAGGUUUGGGGCAUCACAGGAAGAGCACAAAGUAGCCGGCCCUAUCCGCUUUCACUAUAUACCCUUUGGAGGGGGAGUCCGAAACUGCAUAGGCAAAGAGCUAGCUCAGACCAUCCUCAAGAUGCUCGCUAUUGAACUGGUCAGCACAACUCACUGGGAGCUGGCCACAGCCCACUUCCCUAAGAUGCAAACUGUGCCUAUUGUGCACCCUGUGGAUGGCUUGCAGCUCUAUUUUCACCCCCUGAAGCCUGGAAGAGAAAGUAGUGAGACCAGCAAGACAAACUCUUGAGAAGCACAAAUAACUCAGCUGUAUCUCUAGCUUAGGACCAGCUUCUGGGAUGAAAUAUCAGACCCCUUUCAAUGUAGGUUUUUCAGCCUGCAUCAGCCCCUUUCCUGCCUGUUGGUUGUGGGAGAGGAAAGGAUGAAGUCCCUGUCCUUGGUCCUUAAUAGCUUGUGAGCCUCCUAUUAGCAUCUGUUCAGAGAAGUGAAUCUGCAGUGAUCAUCCCCUUCUGUAACUCUUAGCUGCACUUUUGUGUGUGUGUGUGUGUGUUGUACUACCUUGGGACCUGGUUAAGAGAAGUCAUGGUCCAAAACUAGAUGUCUCAGAAGGAAUACUAGAAAAUGCUGGUAUCAGAUUUUCUAUUAGGGAGAAGCUAUGUAUGUGUAGAUCAAGUAUGUAUAGAGCAGAGGGCUCGUUAUCUGAGAGUGCUCUGUAUUAAUAGCAGACGUAACCUGCUCCCUGCAAAAAGAUCCUUAGGACAAGACUGCUUUUCCAUCACAUCACAAUGGAGUGGUGGUUCUGUUCCUGAUAGGAAGGAACAACUCACUGAUGGAACUUUGCCAAUUUAACAAAUUAAAUAACCAAUUGCUUGCCAAACGGAUGUGGUAUGAAUACAUCACAAGGCAGGCUUAUGGGGCUGACAGAUAGGAGGGAUGGUGCCCAGCUGAGGGCAGGUGAAGGACAGCAUGUGGUCCCAGAGUAUGGUUCUGGGAGGAAGGACUGGAUAUAAAUUAAUUAAAUAAAUAAAUUCAGACAUUUAAAUCCAAAGCUGAUUGUAAACUUCAGCUAAACAGCAAAUGAAGAGCCAUUCCUAAGACCUAAACCCAAUUCUUGUGUAUGUCCUAUAUCACUUUUAAACGGUAAUUGGCAUCAUAGCAUACUUGAAUUAUUGAGGGAAAGCACCAAGCAAGCAAUUCUAGACAUAUCUACUCAGAUUGAAUUUAAUGGGAAUAACUCCCAGGUAAAUGUGUAUAGGACUGCAGCCUGAUUCAUUUGCCAGACUGCAUUGCUGUUGGCUGGCCUUAAUUUCAAACAUCACAUCAUUUACAUAUGCAAACUAGCUAUGGAUUUGGGAUGCUAGGCUGUCAGGAGAAAGAUGGACAGGAUUCCGUAGGUCUGAUUAACAACAUGAAUGCACAUUAUUUGAUUUCUUAUUCCUUUGUGCCUGACAGCUGCAUGUGUGAACAA